Messenger RNA from Centropristis striata (black sea bass), 1259 nucleotides. RefSeq names its product caspase activity and apoptosis inhibitor 1. The transcript has 6 exons. Lineage: Eukaryota; Metazoa; Chordata; Actinopteri; Perciformes; Serranidae. The record is from RefSeq and is a predicted model, not a curated record. The coding region runs from base 92 to 1093 and encodes 333 amino acids.
GAUGACGUGUUUUCCCCGCGCCUUUCAACUUUAGCAAGUGAGCUCACGAGCAAACGGUUUCUGGAGAUAGACCGCUGUAUUUGCCGUGGCAAUGCUUAAAAAGAAAUCAAGUAGCUCUGAAAAGAAGCGGAAACACUCACAAUCUGAAGAACGACACGACAGCAGUAAACGCAGAAGCGCGGAAUCCAACUUGGAGGACUCAAAGGAUGAUCUCGCUGACGCAGAGCUGGACAGGAUUGGCAGUGACAUCGAGGAGGGAGGACUUGACCUCAGCUUGCCAUUCCAACCCAUCACUGCUUAUAUCACUGAGAAACGGGAGAUGCUGGAGCAGUGUCUUCAUGUGCUGGGCGAGAAGAAGCUCCGGAAAAUGCUGCCUGAUGAACUCAAGGACUGUAAUUUAGAGGAAAUAAAAAAGAUGUGCUGGGAGCAACUGGAGCCGAUCCCAGAGAAAAAUCUUUUACAGAUCUUAGCAGGGGAGGAACUGACACAUGGAAAUGGUGAUGAAAACACAGGAGAGACUUUGGAAAGCCAGCAAGACAAUAAUGUGGACUCUACAUCUUGCCUCAAAGAAUCUGCAAAAACUGAGGACCCUAAGCAAGAGGGCGGCGGGUCAGGAGAGGAGAGUGACGUCCUAAGCAUAAAUGCAGACACUUACGACAGUGACAUAGAGGGAUCGAAAGAGGAGCAGACUGCUAAAGCCGUGGCAGUGAAAGUAGUGGACAGCAGCAGGGAAGGCACUGACCCCAUCGUAAACCCUGACCCAGCAAAUCCUGAAACCCCCACAGGCUCCAAACCAACGGAAGCAAAGAAAGACAUCCAAAGCGACAUAGACAAAAGCGUCAGUGAGAUUUUAGCCUUUUCUUCGUCUUCAACCAAAGAAGAAGCUAAAGAACAAAGCGUACCUCCACAGCCCACAGAUGUUAGUCCACCUGUCCAAGGUGCACCCGCUUCAAGUCGUGCACCCGCAGCAGGUCCACCAUCAAUUCAGCAACUGGAGCUUCUGGAGUUGGAAAUGAGGGCCAGGGCCAUCAAGGCCCUGAUGAAAGCAAGUGAUGGUAAAAAGAUUUGUGUGACAAAAAAUUCUGUAGCAUGAUUUAUUUGUUGUUUGAAUGAGUUUACAACAUCGGACUGAAUAUCUCUCCAACUCCUGAUCCUGUAACAUUCAAAUCACGUUGUAUUAUUACUCCAUAUUGGAAUGAUGUUAUAUGCUAUUUAAUGCAAAAUUAAACACAUCGAGGCCGUGUCCUACACCUACUGAA